Messenger RNA from Cylindrotheca closterium, 2169 nucleotides. Lineage: Eukaryota; Bacillariophyta; Bacillariophyceae; Bacillariales; Bacillariaceae. The record is from the annotation of a GenBank genome assembly.
AUGGCAUCAGCGCUUCCUCUUUUGCUUCAGCUUGGCCUGACUGCAGCAUUUCAACCUGGUUCAGUCGAUACUAUCUUGUCCGACGAUCGGCAACAGACAUCACAUUACAGUAGUCCAACGAGGAUGAUGAUACCACAACGAGGAUCACAUAAUAAUCACCGACUUUCGAUAUACCAACGGUCAGCUACUGCUUCUGAUGAAACAGAAGAUUCAUUGAUAGACGAAGAAAAACAGGUUUCCUCACAAUAUGACUGGGAUGAACAAUUUGAGAUACUCCAAUCGUUCAAGGAGGAAUACGGGCACUGUAACUUUCCCCAGAACAAUGCACCAGCAGUGGAGCUCGAAAAUCAAUAUCCAACUCUGGCAAAGUUUUGUCAGGACCAACGCGGAGAAUCCAAGAAAAAGUUGUCCAGUCCUCAACGUCGUCGACUAGAGGAACUUGGAUUUGAAUUUAAUUCCCAAUGUGCUCUAUGGUAUGACACGUACCAUCAACUAAUUCAGUAUCGCAAUGACAAUGGACAUUUGCGUGUGAGGAGCAAGGAGAACAGUAAGCUUUAUAGAUGGAUCAGAACGCAGUGCAGUAAACGGAAAGGGACCAAAGGGUAUUCAAAAAUUUCCAACGCUCAAAUUGAGCUGUUGGAUAACAUCGGUUUCGAGUGGGACCCGAAGUCGGAACAUGAUGAGUCAUGGAUGAAGACAUACAAAGAGCUUGUUGACUUUCGUAACAAACAUGGGCAUUUAUUGGUCGAGUCGGAUGCGAAGCUAGCUUUAUGGAUGAACAAGCAACGGUGGCGAUGUGCCGGAAAUUCCUCCUGGUAUUCUCCUCUCUCCGACGAGCAAAUUGGAUUAUUGAAUGAAAUUGAAUUCCCAUGGCAACCAGAGCGGCAUGACUUGAAAUGGCACGCCAAAUACAAGGAGCUUGAAGGGUUCCAAAAGGAGUAUGGGCAUUGUCGGCCGAGUACAAUCCAAGAUCGCCCUCUCUACGAAUGGUCAAACGCACAACGCAAGAAACGUCAUAAAGGCUCUCUCUCCACCCAGCGAAUCCAGAUGCUGGACAAGAUCAACUUCUCUUGGGAAAGCAAACGUGGCAACCGGGCAAAUAUGCUCGCUGAACUCAACAGCUACUACAAUCAGCACGGUCACCUUCAGGUCAGCGAAGAUGAAUAUCCAGGGCUCUACGAAUGGACGAGAUUGCAACGGAAACGUUAUCACGGGAUCAUCGAGAAACAGCCAAUGCCAGACAAACAAAUCGACGAAAUGGAAGCGGUCAACUUUUGCUGGUCACUAGAUUGGAAGGAAUGGGUGUGGCAUGAAAAGUAUACGGAAGCAGCCGAGUUCUACAAGGAACACAGUCAUGUCCGGGUCCAAGAGAAGGAAAAUCCUAGUCUCUACAAUUGGAUUGCAACGCAAGGAAAGAGGUACGAGGGAACCAAGGGUCAAAAACCACUAUCCGACGACGAAUUGGAACUAUUGGAGCAGAUUGACUUUGCUUUCUUCGAAAAGCAGCCUCCAAUGUCCUGGAAUACGAUGUAUGCCAAACUAGAGAGAUAUCGAGAGGAGAAUGAUGGGCAGUUUCCUACUCACCAAGAUGACCCGGAGCUGAACCGUUGGAUGAGACAACAGCGCAAGAGACUUAGAUGUGAGUAUGGAUAUGUUGCACUUUUAGACGAGCAAAAGUCAAUGUUGGAGAGUAUCGAAUUUCCUAUGUUGCCAAUUGGGAAACACAGGCGCGUGUGGUAUGAAAAGUACGAUGAGCUGGUCGAGUUUCGGGAGCAACAUGGACACUUUCUGGUUGAUCGAACCGGAAACCCUGAUCUAUAUGAAUGGGUUUCCAAGCAGCGCACGACAUACACAGGGAGGACUCCUCCUACCUACAGGCCAUUAUUCAUAUCAGAGCAGUAUCUCUUGGAUCGAAUUGGCUUUCCAUGGACAUCUGAUCGUCAUGAAGUGGAGUGGCAAAUGAUGUACAAGGAGCUUGUUCAAUUUCAACAGGAACAUGGGCAUAUGCAAGUUACAAUUGUGGAGUACCCAGCCCUCUACGCAUGGAUCUCAUUUCAAAGAGACAGGUAUAAAAAACUAGACCUUUCUAGCAUGCCACAACACCAAAUCGAGCAAUUAAACAAGAUUGGUUUUCGCUGGAGGGCAAUUGAUGAGGUCAACGUUGAGUGA